Larimichthys crocea (large yellow croaker) is the source of this 1551-nucleotide messenger RNA. RefSeq names its product tubulin epsilon and delta complex 1 (gene tedc1). Lineage: Eukaryota; Metazoa; Chordata; Actinopteri; Sciaenidae. The transcript is spliced from 8 exons. The record is from RefSeq and is a predicted model, not a curated record. The coding region runs from base 177 to 1430 and encodes 417 amino acids.
UCGUACCCGGAAGUUAUUGUGUACACCGCGAAAUAUCAACAACCAUCCUUGAGCGCAGUGGACAUGUCCUUGAAAAAGUCUUUAAAAGUCUUCUUCAGAGUGUCUCUGCUGGACUAAAGCUGACAGCUGCGUGCACAGAAGGUUUAUUUACUUGUGUGUGUUGUGCUGUGGCCGUAAUGCGGCGGAGCAAAGCCGCCGUGAGUGUGGAGGUGCGGCAGGUGAUCGGAGCUCUGUGCAGACUGCUGGCGGCCACCGGGCUGCACGCUGUGCCCGCACCGGAGACCUUCAGGCGGGCUAAAUUUGGUGGUGGGCUCGAGGUGGAAGAUCAGUUUUGGCAGCUCCUCACCAGCAUCCUUCAGUCAACUGGCAUCGUUCCUUGUGAGGCCUUUAACCAGCUGGAAGGAGUGUCAAAGCACAGGAAGCUGGUAGCUGCAGGUCUCUGGCAGACUGGAUACCAUGCUGACUGGGUGAGUGGUGGGGAGGGUGGAGAAGGAGGGCAGGGAGGGAGAUUCUCCAGCAGAGAUCUCCUCCUGGCGCUGGGCUGGCUGCUCGCUACAGGAACACUGGAGAAACUGUUGACACAUCGAGUACAGCAGAUGGACAACAUACUACUCACACCUAUACCUGUGAACCCUCAGCUUUCCAGUGAGCUCCAGCUGCACUCAGCAUCUCUGAGGAAACUUCAGUGGCUCAUUGGCAGCCUGAAGUAUCAGGGACAGAUACUGCUUUCCAUGCAAGAAGAACGAACUCGCUUGCUUCAUGCUGUUUUGUUUGCCAUCCUCCAGACCUCUGUAUCUUCCCCUGAUCAAAGCUCAACAGUGCUAAGAGAGGAGUGUGUGUGUGUGCAGCAGCUCUGUGACCUCCUAGAAGCAUAUCUGAACUGGAAACAGGUGGAGAACGUCUUCUGGACCUGGAUGGAUAGUGUGGUGGACUGCCAUCUGACAGAUCCUGUUGUUGAAAAGCCUACACAUGCACCCAAUGGGAUCACAAGAGUGUGUUACCAUGGAAACCGGGGGCUAGAGAAAUUCGAGGACAUGAUUCUGAGACUGCCCAGAGGACAGAAAGGACAGCAGAGAGGCAGAGGGGAUGCAGAGGACAGAGGAGAGAGAGGAGAGAGGUUGCAGGGAGGAUCGGAUACCUCCUCCCUCCCCCCUCUUCUCUCCUCUCUACCAUCGCUGCCCACCCUCCCCCAGGUCUACCGAGCCAAACUCCAGACUGAGAAGCCGAUCAAACGCGGCUUCCGCCCAGCAGAGGUGCCCCACAGCUGGCCCGAGACUCCAGACGAGCUCCCAUCAUCUCAGGCCACGCAGCUUCUUCUUCAUGCAGAGGCUCUGCUGCUGGAGAGGAGGGACAGGCAGAGACUGGCCAACAGGAUUCAGCUGCAGGAGAUGGUGGGCAAGCUGGAUGAACUGGUGUUGAUACCGCCAUAGACUUUUUUUGAUCCUCAGCCAGCAUGGACAAUAACUCCUGUUUGUGUGAUGGAAGUGUUGUGAUUAUUAUGUGAUUAUUAAUUCAGAAAUAAAUGGACGGAGGAGUCUGCCAGAAAAAUCA